GUGGAAAUUAAAAAUCCUGCCGUCUAUGCUUUCAAAACCCUCGCGCUGCCUUCUCGUUCUCUUACUCAGCGUUCUUCAUCAUCGUCAACUGGCAACUUCUCUUUAACGUUUUCUAUUUCCUCUUAUCUCUCUCUGGAUUAGGGCGGAAGGAGCUAAAAAAAGAGAGAGGAACAAGUAUGUUGGACAUUAAUCUCUUUCGUGAAGAGAAGGGCGGCAACCCCGAGAAAAUUCGGGAGUCUCAACGCCGUCGAUUUGCCAAUGUUGAUCUUGUUGAUGAGGUCAUUGAACUUGACAAAGUUUGGCGGCAACGCCAAUUUGAGUUGGAUGGCUUGAGGACAGAUCGAAACAGGAUUAGCAAAGAGAUUGCCCGCCUCAAAAUUUCGGGACAAGAUGCUAGUGGUAUGAUUGCAAGUACAGAGGAAAACAGGGAACUAACAGUAAAGAAGGAGGCAGAGGUGCAGGAGGCUCUUGCAGCAGUGCAGGCUAGAGUGGGAGUUAUUGGAAACCUUGUGCAUGAUUCAGUCCCUGUCAGCAACGAUGAGGCAAACAACGCCAUAAUUCGGUCAUGGGGAGAGAAGUGGACUGCACCAAAGCUGAAGAAUCAUGUGGAGCUUGUUGAGCUUCUUGGAAUUGCAGAUAUAAAGAAAGGUGCAAAUAUAGCUGGAGGCAGAGGCUUCUAUCUGAAAGGGGAUGGUGUACGACUUAAUCAAGCUUUAAUCAACUUUGGUCUUGAUUUUUUGGAGAAGAGGGGCUUUACUGCACUGCAAACUCCUUUCUUCAUGAGGAAAGAUAUUAUGGCUAAAUGUGCUCAAUUGGCUCAGUUCGAUGAAGAACUUUAUAAGGUUACUGGAGAGGGAGAUGACAAAUAUCUGAUUGCAACGGCUGAACAACCACUUUGUGCGUAUCAUAUAGAUGAUUGGAUUCACCCUUCACAACUGCCUCUGAGAUAUGCUGGAUAUUCAUCGUGCUUCCGUAAAGAAGCCGGGUCGCAUGGUCGAGAUACUCUGGGAAUUUUCCGUGUUCAUCAAUUUGAAAAGGUGGAACAAUUCUGUAUAACCAGUCCAAAUGGAAAUGAUUCCUGGGAGAUGCACGAAGAGAUGCUGAAAAAUUCCGAGGAUUUCUACAAGCUGCUAAAUAUUCCCUAUCAAGUUGUAGCUAUUGUCUCUGGUGCACUGAAUGAUGCUGCUGCAAAGAAGUACGAUUUGGAAGGAUGGUUUCCAGCAUCACAGGCAUAUAGAGAACUUGUUUCCUGCUCAAACUGCACUGACUAUCAGUCCAGAAGAUUGGAAAUUCGAUUUGGACAAAAGAAGAGUAAUGAUAAGGUCAAGGAGUACGUCCACAUGUUGAACUCUACCCUCACAGCAACUGAGAGGACAAUGUGCUGCAUCCUCGAGAACAACCAGAAGGAGGACGGGGUAGAAAUACCAGAGGCUCUAAGAGGUUACAUGGGUGGGAAAUCUUUCAUUCCUUUCAAAAACAACACUGGGAAGGAGGCAAAAGGGAAGAAGACUAAGGAAUGACCCACGAUUCACUUUCUACACCACAUUGUGGACGAAUUUAAAGGAAAUGCUGGAGCUCUCUCUUCCCUCCUAUGACUUAAUGGGGAACUGUUGAAUACUAUGAUGGGCCGUUUGCCUUUCCUUGAACCUCUUUGGUUAAAGGUCAUUUGUUCCAAACUUCCCCUACUCUUUAGCAUACCCUUUUAAAGGUUUUUCAAUGCCUAUGGACGUGCAUUGGCGUUGAAUUAUGAGAUAUUUAAUUAUGAUUUUUCUUGAUCUUUGGCCGGAAACUAGAGUAUAAUCAAAUGUUACAACUUUAAGGUCAUUAUGACACUAGAAUUUGGUGAUGGUGAAUGUAGGAUACAAUUACUCAGUUUCUGCAAUCUGCCAUUAAGUUUCGUUGUCUUCU
Molecule: messenger RNA, 1908 nt
Organism: Sesamum indicum (sesame)
Lineage: Eukaryota; Viridiplantae; Streptophyta; Magnoliopsida; Lamiales; Pedaliaceae
Product: serine--tRNA ligase
Biological process (GO): seryl-tRNA aminoacylation
Molecular function (GO): ATP binding; serine-tRNA ligase activity
Source: RefSeq, a predicted model, not a curated record